AUGGCUUUGUUUAGUAAACAUUUAGGGGCUACAGUGGUCAGAAGAUGGUUGUAUGUAUUAAGUAUAGGAUUUUAUAUGAUGGCUUUUGUGCCAUUUUCAGUAAUAUCAUAUGUCACUUUUUAUAAUACAUUAAUACCUAAUCCUGUGAUAAAAAUCCCAUUACAUUUCCAAGGAGUUAAAGAUCAUGUUUUACAUGCUUCUGUUGACUUAGAGUAUUAUAAAUCCCAAUUUUAUCCUACUUUGAAUUAUGACGUCAUCGUAAAUAUGGAGAUUUUGUGUAAUAGGAAUCGUAAUGAUGAUAUAUAUCCGUUAUUUACAAAUGUUCAAUUAUCAGGUCAAGUUCAUGAUAGUCAAUUUAUCCUUAAUUGUGAUGCUAGAUAUUUAUAUCACGAGAAUAACUGGUUUAUCCCAUAUAAUUUGAGGUUCUGGACCCCUCCAUUUCUUACCAAUAUCAAUAAAAAUACCAAUCUUAAAGUUAAAGCUACAUCAGUAUCGACCAAGGAUUUGGACUUCAAACAAGAUGUCAUGGUCACUAUAUCUAAAGAUAUUAUUAUCAAUAAUUAUGAAACAUUUUUAGAAUUCCAUGUGAAUUAUCAAGGGUUCAGAUUCUAUAUCACUCAAUAUUAUUACCUUUCAAUGAUAAUUGGAGUUUCGAUAUUUUGGUCUUUUGGAGUAUCUGUAAGUGCUUUGACUUGUUUAUACUUCUUUUCAAAUCAAAUGCUUGAAAACGUUACCAUCAAGGUAGAAAAACAAGAUUAG
This is a messenger RNA of Yamadazyma jaroonii, 759 nucleotides long. The record is from the annotation of a GenBank genome assembly. Lineage: Eukaryota; Fungi; Ascomycota; Pichiomycetes; Serinales; Debaryomycetaceae.